Molecule: messenger RNA, 5311 nt
Organism: Passer domesticus (house sparrow)
Lineage: Eukaryota; Metazoa; Chordata; Aves; Passeriformes; Passeridae
Product: KIAA0319 ortholog
Exons: 23
Coding region: 731-3829 (1032 amino acids)
Biological process (GO): neuron migration
Cellular component (GO): cytoplasmic vesicle; plasma membrane
Source: RefSeq, a predicted model, not a curated record
UCCCCUGCCGUGCCCAGGGCGGCCGCGGCUGCCCUCAGGUGCGGCGCGCUCGCGCGGCGGCGGGCGGUGCGUGCCCGGCGGGCUCUGUGGGCAGCGAUCCUGCGCGGAACGCGGCGGCCGCCCCUCGGCAGCGGCGUGGAGGGACGGCGCCUGCUCCUGAGUCAGCAGCGGCGAGGAGGAGGUGGCGGCGCCUCCCGCCCUGCCCAGCCCAGCCCAGCCCGCCCCGGCUCCCAGCACCCGCGGAAGGGAGCGAGGAGGGGCGGCGGGGCUGCGCCGGCUCCUGCCCUGCGCUAGUUGGAGACUGCUCCUCAGCCACACAAUUUGAGAGCUGUUUGUUUCAUGUAUCUUUGCUUGAUGGCCACAACAGGGCACUAAACAAUAUUAGAAAAAAAACCCAGCAUUAAGACCUAUAAUUCUCACACAACUGGCUGGAAAAGUGGUUGUCACUGCCUUCCUGGUGCAGCAUGGCAUUUGGACCUGGUGUACUCUGCCUGUUCCUAUGGACAAUAACAGAUAAUGAGAAGACUGACUUAAUAUAGGAAAGAAAGGCUUGAUACUCCAUCAUUGAGAGAAGAGAGAAACAGCCUCACUGAUGAAUAAUGUUGGAAGGAUAUUGAAAAAUAUGCUCUGGAUCAUUAAAAGAAAUUGAGGUUCCAGUUGUGAGCAGUGCAGAGAAGGAGCCACAUAUUCAGGUGCAGUAAUAUCUCCCAACUUAGAAACCACUAAAAUCAUGCGAGUUCCUCACGCUUUGUCAGUGUCCGACUGCAUCGCAGCGUGUUGUGACCUCUCUGGUUGUGACUUGUCCUGGAUGUUUGAACGGCGCUGUUACAUCGUGAACUGCCAACACAAGGACAAUUGUGAACCUAAAAAAAUUGAAACUGUCAAGUCCUACCUUACCUUUGUGCUGAGGUCUUCUCAGAGGCCAGCUUCACUGCUAGGGUUUGGGCAAGUGAUCCCAAGCAUGGUCCAUUCUGUAGGACUCCAAAAUGAACCAUCAGAGGAAGUAAGUAGCCUGAAGAAGCUGUCUCUGCUUGGCAAAGAUCCCAGCCUUGAGGAGAUACCUGAAUACAUUGAUGACUAUAAAGAGUUGGAGCAGGACCCCUUUCAGGUGGGCAUCAAACACGAGCAGAAGGACAGUAUGGAUUAUGCUGACUGGGGCCUGAUAGUGGCAGGUGAAAAUGGCUUCAACGCUUCCACGGGUGAUGAUGGAGAUAACCAGGAAGAUUUUGCUGAAAAGAAAGGAGAGGCUGGGAAGGUGGAAAGCCUUCUGAAUAAAAACAGCUCUGAACUAACUUCUGUCAAUGAACACUCCACAGAGAGGUCGUCCCUUCCAGAGAUUACACCGCUCCCUGGGAAGACAUUCGAAAGGGAAGCAGCUGUUCCACUCCUUGCACAACCUGAGGAUGCUUUGCAAAAAGAGGUUGCUACACCUUUCUCUUCUUCAGAUAAACCAGAUUUCUCUUCAGGUGUGUCAGAGAAAACCCAGACUCCCACAGUGGUCCCAGAGAAUGCCACUGAAGGUGGGAUCAUGCUACUUCCCACUAAUACUGCAACAUCUGAGCCCAUGCAGCUGUUCACACCACCUGCUACUGCUGCUAAAACAGUUAAAGAACUUUCUGUGUCUGCUGGAGAUAACAUACAAGUGAUGUUACCCAAAAAUGAAGUUGAACUGAAUGCCUUUGCUGUCCCACCACCAUCUACAGAAACAGCCUACACCUAUGAGUGGAGCUUAAUCAGUCACCCUGCUGACUAUAGUGGGGAAGUGGAGCGCAGGCACAGCCAGACUUUGAAGCUCUCUCAUUUAUCAGUGGGACUUUAUGCCUUCAAAGUGACAGUUUCUGGUGAAAAUGCCUUUGGUGAAGGUUUUGUAAAUGUCACAGUCAAACCAGCAGUCAGAAUUAACCAGCCACCUGUUGCUGUUGCUUCACCCAAAGUGCAAGAAGUUUCCUUGCCUACAAGUUCUACCUUCAUUGAUGGCAGUCAAAGCAUAGAUGAUGUGAAGAUAGUGAGUUACCACUGGGAGGAAAUUAAAGGUCCCCUGCGAGAGCAGAAGGCAUCUGCUGACACACCUGUCUUGCACUUGUCUAACCUUGUUCCUGGAAACUACACCUUCAGACUCACAGUGAUUGAUUCAGAUGGAGCAGCCAACUCCACCAUUGCAUCUCUGACUGUCAACAAACCAGUGGAUUACCCACCUAUUGCUAAUGCAGGACCAAAUCAGGCAGUCACUUUGCCCCAGAACUUCAUCACACUGAAUGGAAACCAGAGCAGUGAUGACCAUGAAAUUGUCAGCUAUGAGUGGUCACUUAGUCCCAAAAGCAAAGGCAAGGUUGUAGCAAUGCAGGGAGUGCGCACGCCGUACCUGCAGCUCUCUGCAAUGCAGGAAGGAGAUUACACGUUCCAGCUGACUGUGACAGACUCUGCGCGGCAGCGCUCCACAGCCGAGGUGACACUGAUUGUGCAGCCUGAAAAUAACAGUCCUCCAGUAGCAGUGGCUGGCCCUGACAAGGAGUUGACCUUCCCAGUAGAAAGUACUACACUGGAUGGAAGCAAAAGCCAAGAUGAUCAAGGCAUUGUCUUCUAUCACUGGGAAAAUAUCAGUGGGCCAAGCUCUGUACAGAUGGAAAACUCUGACAAGGCAAUAGCAACUGUGACUGGUCUCCAGGUUGGUACCUAUCACUUCAGGCUGACUGUGAAAGACCAGCAGGGCUUGAGCAGUGCAUCUGUGCUCUCCAUCACUGUGAAGGAAGAAAACAACAGUCCACCCCAGGCACAUGCUGGUGGGAAGCACGUUCUAGUGCUUCCAAACAACUCUGUUACCUUGGAUGGCUCAGGGUCUGCUGAUGACCAGGGGAUUGUGUCAUAUUUGUGGAUUCGGGAUGGUCAAAGCCCAGCAGCUGGGGAUGUGAUCCAUGGCUCAGACCACGAGGCAGUACUGCAGCUAACUAAUCUUGUGGAAGGAACCUAUAUUUUCCACUUGAAAGUCACAGAUGCUAAGGGAGACUCGGAUGUUGAUUCAGCAACUGUUGAAGUGCGGCCUGAUCCCAGAAGGAGUGGUCUGGUGGAGCUGAUCCUGCAGGUUGGAGUGGGACAGCUGAGUGAGCAGCAGAAGGACACUCUGGUGAGACAGUUGGCUGUACUGCUGAAUGUUUUGGAUUCAGAUAUCAAAGUUCAGAAGAUACAAGCCUACUCAGAUAUAAGCACCGCAGUUGUGUUCUACGUGCAGAACGGGCAUCCUUCCACUGUGAUCAAGGCAUCAGAUGUCUCACGGACCCUGCAAGUGCAGCUUUUGAAACAGAAGGCUGACUUCUUGCUUUUUAAAGUCCUGCGAGUUGACACGGCUGCCUGUCUUUUGAAAUGCUCUGGACAUGGGCACUGUGACCCCAUAACAAAGCGCUGCAUUUGCUACCAGCUGUGGAUGGAAAACUUGAUUCAUCGUUAUCUAAAUGAUGGAGAGAGUAAUUGUGAGUGGAGUAUACUCUAUGUGACUGUAUCUGUUUUUAUAUUGAUUGUGGUCAUGGUAGGGUUUGCCUGGUUCUGCAUCUGCUGCUGUAAAAGCAGGAAGAGGACAAAGAUAAGAAAGAAAACAAAGUACACCAUCCUAGAUAACAUAGAUGAACAGGAGAGAAUGGAGCUACGGCCCAAAUAUGGUAUAAAACACAGAAGUACAGAACACAACUCCAGUCUGAUGGUCUCUGAGUCAGAGUUUGACAGUGAUCAGGACACUAUCUUCAGCAGAGAAAAGAUUGAAAGAGAGAAUUCUAGAACACUUAUAAAUGGGUCCAUCAGAAAUGGAAUCUCCUUCAACUACAGCUCCAAAGACAGAUAACUGAAUGAGGGUAAAAGCACAGAACACACUGGUGUGACACAUCUGAAACAUGCUGGCCCACUUCUGUUUUUCCAGAACCAAAAUCUUCCUAAAAUAUCAACUAAUUGCAGAUUAAAGGGUAAAUUUUUAGCACAGGUAGGGGAAGGCAGAAGGAGGGAGAAAGAAUUAGAUGGUCAGCUAACUCCUCUUGUCACCAUUAUAGGAACAAGAAAAAGCACAUCUUAUUUCUUGCAUGUUCUGUGCUGAAUGUUUGAACUUCAAAAGGCCUUUUUUUCUAUAUCACUGCUACAAAACUAGCCAGGGCUGUUCUGCUACCAACUGUGGUAACUAACAAUGGCAUACAGAUUCAUAUGUGCUCCUAAUGCUCUCUUUGAGAAGUGGUGUGGUUUACAACAGCAAAAGCCAAUAGAGACGAAGUUCCUUACAAUUACAGAGAGCAUUAUGUGGCCACAGGCUCCAUCUUAAUUUUUAGUUUAGGAUGGAAGCACAAAGGGCAUUUUUAGUGCACUGUCUUUAUCCAUCUGUACUUUGGGACUUCCUUUUCUAGGGUAGUGUUCACUGGGUGAAAACAUUCUUGUUUUCAGAGGAAGUUAACAACUGGAGCAGUUGCACUGGAUCAGCUGUAAUGUAACAUAGUAUAUCUGUGUCCUGUAGGAUGCAACAUCCCUGUAUUCACAGGAGGUGUGGUGUCUGCAGGGAAAUCCAGCCUUAGGUUGCUUCUGUAAUGAUCCAAUUGCUUUGGCUCUGCCAUGUCCAUCCAGGACACUGUAGCAGGAAGGACUUGGUGCGAUGCACCUUGAGAAGCAUUUUGAGCAUCCCAAACAACCUUUUUAGAUCACUUUGAGAAGCUCUGGAUCUUUUAAGACUGAAUGCUCAGCUGAGGUGAGUUUUCAUCUGUCAGCAUCAAGUGCUCAGUUAAAGAAUGUGCUGGGUGCUUGUGCAGUGAAAUGUUUGGGGCAAGUACCCUGUGUGGAGCAGGAGGUCAUUGUACUUUCAUUGCCGUGGUAAUGGGUAUUGAGCAAUGUUUUAGCUUGAACAUGAGGUUGUGUGACUUUUUUCCUCUCUGGCUACUGAGUGACUGGAUGUAUUGGCCUAAAGAGAUACUUUUUUGGUCUUUGUCAGAUCUGCAAUACAUCUACCCUUGCCAUUCUUGUUCACAGUCUGGGUAAUUUUUUCACAGUCUGCUUGUUAGGCUUUGAAAUAAUUUCCCUAGUACUGCUUUUGAAAUCCCUAACUGAAGACUUGACUUUUAUACACAGGCCUCGCUUGUGGGAGCAUCUGUAUCAGUGCUACUGUUUAGCCAUGACAUCAGCUUUUCCUGGGGGUCCUCUAUGGAUGUACUGAAGUCUAGGGCUGAGAUGGAGGAAGAUGUGUUUCGAUAGAGAAAGCAUUCCUCUGGGAGCAUUUUUGAAGAGGUUUUUUUUUGUUUCUUUUUUUUAAUGUUUUGGAGGUUUGUUUUGUUUGGGGUUUUUUGGUUUGUUU